GCCUUCUCGCUCCGGGCAAGGGGCCAGAGCGCCCCGGGCGGCGCUGCUAAAACCCGCAUGAGGGGAUUAAAGCAACAGGAAACGAUCUAAUUCCUUCUCCUCCUUCCGCCAUCCGCUGCCUUUCGGGGGCAGAUUCCGUCAUGAAUUAAAAGAUCCGAGGCUGAGCGUGAACAGGGCGCUUGCUCGGGAUGGUGGAGGGCUGAGCGAGGUUUUGGGGAGAGAGGUGAAGGUCAGGUUGGGGUUGGAAGCCAAAAGAAAGCGGGUAUGGAGGAAAAUGGGGAUCCAGUGUGCGGAGCUGAGGGAGCCCCGGGCCCAGCGCUGGCAGCAGCGAGACCCAGGCCCAGGGCUGGAAGCGCCAGGGCAGGACACUGCUCAGCAGCCUUUGGGGUCACCACUGCAGCUGGAAACCCCCGUGACAGUCUUCUAUCACGGCUUUUGUAUCAGUAGACUGCCUGGUUUGCAGGCUUAUUCUGUAACCUGUGUCCUCCCGCGAUACAGCUAGAUUGGAUCUUGGGGUUUGAAUCGUCAUUAUGACUACGACAGUAUUUAAGGCUGUUUAACUGUUUGCUGAAUCAGGACCCUCUGCUGAGUGUCUCCUGUGGAAUAACAGAGUAUUUUUAUAUGUGACUUGGUUUUUGAAAUAGUUCAUGUGGGUUAUCGCACAGGAAGCAGCAUUGGAUAUGGGUGAAUUCUUAAAAGGUGUGAACUUGGCGUGUGUGCCUUCCUUCUGCAAAACCCAAAUUGUUGCAGUUUCUGGGAAGACUGGUGUGAAGUCUGAUGAAUUACUCUCUAUUUCCAAGAAAUGUGCACUUUCCUUUAACAGAUACCGAGCGUCUGUAUUCAGUAGUGUUCGAAGAGAUCUGUGGGCGUUUUGGAAAAUCAUAUACCUGGGAUGUGAAAUCCUUGGUUAUGGGUAAGAAACCCCUAGAAUCAGCAGAAAUUAUUCGAGAUGUUCUAGAUCUUCCAAUAACCAAAGAAGAGCUACUAAAUGAAAGUAAAAUCAUGCAGGAGAAGCUGUUCUGUACUACUGCAUUAAUGCCAGGGGUCGAUAAGCUGAUCCGUCAUUUACACAAACACAACAUACCCAUGGCUGUUGCCAGCAGCUCAGAUGAAGUCUCAUUUCAGCUGAAAACAACCAGACACAAAGACUUUUUUGGUCUUUUUCAUCAUGUUGUGUUGGGAGAUGACCCUGAGGUGAAGUGUGGCAAGCCACACCCUGAUCCAUUUCUGGUUUGUGCAAAGAGAUUUCACCCUCCUGCACCUCCAGAGAAGUGUCUUGUGUUUGAAGAUGCACCACUUGGAGUCAAAGGAGCCCUGGCAGCAGGAAUGCAAGUGGUUAUGAUUCCAGAUGAAAAUUUAAAUCCAGAUCUUAAAAAGGAGGCAACACUGCUGCUGAAGUCCAUGGAAGAUUUCAAACCAGAACUGUUUGGUUUACCAGCAUAUGAUUAAUGCCUAUGAACAUCCACUUGACUGGAGAUGGAUUAAAAGUGAAAUGAAAUUUUAUUUUGUUUUUGUGAUUGUUUUUCAUCUUUUACUCUCUUCGUCAAAACUAGAGCACAAAAAUCCCAUUAACACCAAGUAUUCUGCACAGUACCUUUGGAAAAUUGUCUGGAACGUUUAUGAUUUGUCCUCUUGAUAAAUGCUAAAUUAAAGCAGCAUCUCCCUAUGAAGUGAGUCCAGUCUUGUUCUCUGCACACCAUAAUGCUUUCUGGGAAUAUUAUGAAACUAUUUAGGCAAUUUAUUGUAAUUGCAUUGGAAGCUUCUGGUUCUGUUUCCACUUGAAUGACUUACUGUUUAGAUCUUAACCAGAAAUCUGUUCUAGAUUGGCUUUUAUCCCAUUACCUUGUUUUUGAUAGUUAUUGCUAUCAACAUGUUUAUCCACUUCCUCAUCCUGUACUUGUCCAUCUAUUCCCCUUGUAUUGUGUUGUCUUUUUAUUUUUUUCCCCACCUCUUUGCAAGGAUUUUUUUGUACUUUCUGUGCUUUUUUAUUAUGUUUUUUCUUGGAGAUUGAAUGAGAUGACUUAAAACCUCCAUUAUUCUAUAAUUCUCUCAUUAUCCUUUCUGACGUGGUGAUAGCUGGCUAGGAGGUUUACAAGCUUAUAUGAUCUUAGAAGUUAACCAAAAUGUUUUGCAUCUCGUUCCUUUCGUUUCCUUCUGAUUAUUUCAUUCUUAUGAAAUUAAUGCUUCCUGUCUCUAUGCUUCAACUCUAUGGCCUUAACUCCUUUGUAUCCAAAUAGCUUUUUGUAGGCUAUCCUUACUUUUCCACUCUUACCUCCUUUUUUUUUUUUUGCCAAUUUCUCUACAGAGAGCGUUGCUAUCUAUUUUUAAAAUGCAGAAAUUGAAGAUUUGGCUUCAAUAAAUGCUUAAAAUUUA
This is a messenger RNA of Pipra filicauda (Wire-tailed manakin), 2373 nucleotides long. RefSeq names its product pseudouridine 5'-phosphatase (gene PUDP). Gene Ontology annotation, molecular function: phosphatase activity. Lineage: Eukaryota; Metazoa; Chordata; Aves; Passeriformes; Pipridae. The transcript has 4 exons. The record is from RefSeq and is a predicted model, not a curated record. The coding region runs from base 778 to 1449 and encodes 223 amino acids.